GUUGCCACCAGACAUUUCAUUCAAGCAAUUGAGAGAUAUUGGGCCCGAGAUAACAAAAUGUCAGAUCCAUCGCAGUCCAAUGAUGGCUCAAUAAGGGGCAUUGCUGAUGGCAUCGCUCCAACCCAUACUUAUGUCCCAAAUGAGGGCUACGUCAAUUCUGGCCAGUCGAGAAGAUUGACUCCAGGGACUUUUAUUCAAGAUGAAGACGAAGAGGAUGAAGAAGAGGACGAUGAAUACGAUUACGGCAACGAAGGCGAAGAUGUACUUGAUGAUCCAGAGUAUCUUGGCUCCGGAAACGCCUCAGACUUGACCAAAUCAUACAACCGACAGAAACGACUCAACGAAGCGAUUUCAGACUCGAACGUACCGCAAUGGCAAUACCCACGAGCCAAUCCGCAGAAACCGCCGAAAUUAAGAAUGGGUGAUCUCGAGUUUGACAUGAAGAAGCUGAAGAUCGAGGGCGUCGAAUCAAUACCUAGCGGUCAUCGUGAUAAGGAUAAAAGCGACCGAGCGACCACCGAACAAGUUCUCGACCCCAACACCCGAAGAAUCUUGUUCAAGAUGAUCAACUCUGGAAUCGUGUCUGAAGUCAAUGGAACAAUCUCCACGGGGAAAGAAGCUAAUGUUUACCACGGUCUCGCCGCUUCAGAAGACGAUUCGAGUCCCGACGUCCAUGUCGCCAUCAAAGUGUACAAGACCAGUAUUCUGGUAUUCAAAGACCGUGAGAAAUACGUCACUGGAGAAUUCCGGUUCAGAAAGGGAUUCAACAAGAGCGACAAUCGCGCCAUGGUGAAACUCUGGGCUGAAAAGGAAAUGCGAAACUUAAAACGAAUACACAGUGUCGGCAUCCCGAGUCCCGAACCACUCUAUCUCCGUCGCCAUGUUCUGGGCAUGACUUUCAUCGGCGACUCAAGAGGUAAAGCAGCACCAAGAUUGAAAGACGUGGAAUUCAUGGACGAAAACCCCGUGGCGAGAUGGAGAUCCGUGUAUCUCGAUGUCCUUGCUUACAUGCGCAUCAUGCUCCAGCAAUGUAAGCUCGUGCAUGCGGAUUUGAGCGAGUACAAUAUCUUGUUCCACAAGAACAAACCUUUUAUCAUCGAUGUCAGCCAGAGUGUGGAAGGAGAUCAUCCACGCAGUCUGGAUUUCCUACGCAUGGAUAUCAAGAACGUCAAUGACUUUUUCCGACGUCAAGGUGUAUUGGUUUUGUCGGACAGAAGCACGUUUAAUUUUAUCACACGGCAAACGGGAAGUCUGGAGCUUGAUGCCUUGAGGGCGGAGAUCGAUAAAAUCAUGUCUGAACGGACAGAUGACGACGGUGAAGACGAGGUCGAGAACGAAGUGUUUCGCAAACAGUAUAUUCCACAAACCCUGGAUGAAGUCUACGACGCUGAAAACGACGCUGAGAAGAUCAGAGCUGGUGGUCGAGAAGCACUGGUCUACAAAGACCUCUUGGCUCCUUUACGGUCUGAAGGUCAGCUUCCAGAUCCGUCCACAUCACAGACCCUCGACCAAGAGGAUAAUGAUGAUAAUGAUGACGACGACGACAACGAAGAAGGUGGAACGACGUUGAAACCACGAACACCCUCCGACAGUGAUCGGUCUAACGACCAAGACUCAAAUUCCGAAGGCUACAGCGACUCCGAAACCGAAUCUCGACCGCGAGGGAAGCGAUUCCAGGAUAAGGAUGAGAAACGGGAACAUAAGAAGAAAGUCAAGGAGGAGAAGAGGGAGAAAAGAGCCACGAAAAUGCCCAAGGCGGUCAAGAAGAAACUGGUGUCGCAAAGUAGUCGACAUAAGCAUUGAAGAUGAUAAGGCUUUAUUGUCUAGCAUCGAGAUGCAGAUGGUUGAGAUCGAAAUAGGUUCCAAUUCUAAGAGAAAUUCUCCUUAAGGAGAUAUAGGUUCGAUUCGAACAAUUUCGAACAAUGCUCAAGGACUUGGGACGUUAUCGAUUGAGUUCAUCAAUUAUCGUCCACUCGCUUUCAACCUCUUCAAAGCCUCCUCGACAGUUUUCCUCGGCAGAUCCGGAAUACUUUCAGCAGCACCAGCGGCGCCGACCCCCAUGUCAUUGUCAUCGAGUCGGUCGAUUGAAUAGCGGGCAGGAAGAUGGUUGAUACCGGCCCAAAUAUCACUAGGCAAGAAUUCGCCUUGUGUUUCACGGAAGUCUCCGCGUAGUUUAGCGUCUUGUUCAUACAAGACGUCUAAUCUCUCUCGUGCCUCGGCCACAACUCGUUCCAUAUGUUUCCUCACUGCCCUUCGUCGGGCGACUUCAACGAUUAAGCCAU
Messenger RNA from Exophiala mesophila, 2282 nucleotides. RefSeq lists its product as uncharacterized. The transcript is spliced from 2 exons. Bases 58 to 1803 code for a protein of 581 amino acids. NCBI's taxonomy places the organism in Eukaryota, Fungi, Ascomycota, Eurotiomycetes, Chaetothyriales, Herpotrichiellaceae. The record is from RefSeq and is a predicted model, not a curated record. Gene Ontology annotation, molecular function: protein serine/threonine kinase activity; ATP binding. Gene Ontology annotation, cellular component: preribosome, small subunit precursor; cytosol. Gene Ontology annotation, biological process: maturation of SSU-rRNA.